AGUGCGGGCUUGGGGACUGUGGUGUGCCGGCGGUCCCGCGGACUGGGGGGCGGGGGUCGUUGCAGACGGGAUCCCUUCAGACGGGCGCGGGCCCCUGGCACAGGGAUCCCUAUGAAGGCGGGCGGAGAGCCUCUGAAGGUGGUCCGAGGCAAGCGGGCCGCUCUCUUCUUCGCUGCUGUGGCCAUCGUGCUCGGGUUGCCGCUCUGGUGGAAGACGACGGAGACCUACCGGGCCCCGUUGCCUUACUCCGAGAUCAGUGGGCUGGACGCCCUGCAGCUGCGGCUCAUGGUGCCCGUCACUGUCGUGUUUACCCGAGAGUCAGUGCCGUUGGACGACCAGGAGAAGCUGCCCUUCACCGUUGUGCAUGAGAGAGAGAUCCCUCUGAAAUACAAAAUGAAAAUCAAGUGUCGUUUCCAGAAGGCCUAUCGGAGGGCCGUGGACCAUGAGGAAGAGGCCCUGUCACUGGGCAGUAUGCAAGAGGCAGAAGCCAUGUUAGCUGAGCCACAGGAGCAAGCAGAGGGCUCCCUCACUGUGUACGUGAUCCCUGAACACUCCUCACUUCUGCCCCAGGACAUGAUGAGUUACAUUGGGCCCCAGAGGACAGCAGUCGUGCGAGGGAUAACGCACCGCGAGGCCUUUAGCAUCGUCGGCCGUCGGGUAAUCCAAGUAGCACAGGCCAUGUCUUUGACUGAGGAUGUGCUUGCCGCGGCCCUGGCUGACCACCUUCCAGAGGACAAGUGGAGCUCUGAUAAGAGGCGGCCUCUCAAGUCCAGCUUGGGCUAUGAGAUCACCUUCAGUUUACUCAACCCAGACCCCAAGUCCCACGACGUCCACUGGGACAUCGAGGGGGCCGUCCGGCGCUACGUGCAGCCCUUCCUGAGUGCCCUCAGCGCUGCCGGCAACUUCUCUGUGGACUCUCAGAUUCUUUACUAUGCAGUGUUGGGGGUAAACCCUCGCUUCGACCCAGCUUCCUCUAGCUACUACUUGGCCACGCACAGCCUCCCCCAUGUCAUCAAUCCAGUGGAGUCCCGGCUGGGAUCCAGCGCCGCCUCCCUUUACCCUGUGCUCAACUUUCUGCUCUACGUGCCUGAGCUUGCCCACUCCCCACUGUACAUUCAGGACAAGGACGGGGCUCCCGUGGCCACCAACGCCUUCCACAGUCCCCGCUGGGGUGGCAUUAUGGUGUACAACGUGGACCCCAAAGCCUACAAUGCCUCGAAGCUGCCGGUGAGGGUUGAAGUGGAUAUGGUGCGGGUGAUGGAGGUGUUCCUGGCUCAGUUGCGGCUGCUCUUUGGGAUUGCUCAGCCCCAGUUGCCUCUGAAAUGCCUGUUUUCAGGGCCUAAGAGUGAAGGGCUAACGACCUGGGAGCUUGACCGGCUGCUCUGGGCUCGGUCAGUGGAGAACCUGGCCACCGCCACCACCACUCUCACUUCCCUGGCCCAGCUUCUGGGCAAGAUCAGCAACAUUGUCAUCAAGGACGACGUGGCAUCUGAGGUGUACAGGGCUGUAGCUGCAGUCCAGAAGGCGGCAGAAGAGUUGGCCUCUGGGCACCUGGCCUCUGCCUUCACCGCAAGCCAGGAGGCUGUGACGUCCUCGGAGCGUGCCUUUUUUGAUCCCUCGCUCCUCCACCUCCUCUAUUUCCCUGACGACCAGAAGUUUGCCAUCUACAUCCCGCUCUUCCUGCCUAUGGCUGUGCCCAUCCUCCUGUCCCUGGUCAAGAUCUUUCUGGAAACCCGCAAGUCCUGGAAAAAGCCUGAGAAGAUAGACUGAGCAGGACAGUGUCGCAGUAGGAAAGCUUCCUUUCUGGCCACCGUGGGAGGUGUUAGAUUGAGAGGCACAUAAAUGGGGCCUGCCACGAAGGACUUGGCUCCAGUAACCAAAGUGUAAACACUCCAAGCAGGGUUAUCUUUUCUUCCCUUCCCAUUCCUCUGGCUCAGGCUCUCCCCACCCUUUGUGCCCUCUACCUCCCUCCAGAAGACACAUCAUUGGGGCCUGGUUAUCUGGCUUGAACUUGAAGGCCCUUUCCUGUCUCCCCCUGUGCUUCUGUCCUGUUCCUUGAAGUCCUCCUGCACUCACGGGGAGCAUUAGGGGAAAGCCCUGGGUUGGAUUCUAGCCUCCGCUCCUCCAUGCUUCUCUCUAGCCCCUCAGGGGCUAGCACUGCUCUCAUGGAAGGAGCCAGGUCACCUCUGGGGCCUUCUUUUUCCUUCCCUCCUGGCUGGCUGUGCCGAUGGAGGGAAGCCUGAUGCUAUGCGUGUGGCCGAAUUUCCCUUCACUCUCUUACAGAGGUGGCUUGGUGCAGCGGGAACGUUCCAGAUUGGGAUCAAGCAUGCCUGAAUUCCUUCUGCCCUUAUCAUCUGGGGAGCAUUGAAUAAGCCACUUAAUCUCCCUGAGCCUCAGUUUUUCAUUUGUUAAAAUAGCACUAAUGAUAGCUUGCUUACAAGGUGGUUAUGAGGAUUAAGUGUGAUAAGCAUAUGAAAGCGUCUGGCAUAUUUUAGGCCCUCAAUAAACAUUGGUUGAAUGUGAAUUGGAA
Messenger RNA from Hyaena hyaena (striped hyena), 2530 nucleotides. It is a transcript of the gene PIGS, whose product is annotated as phosphatidylinositol glycan anchor biosynthesis class S. Gene Ontology annotation, biological process: attachment of GPI anchor to protein. Lineage: Eukaryota; Metazoa; Chordata; Mammalia; Carnivora; Hyaenidae. The record is from RefSeq and is a predicted model, not a curated record. The coding region runs from base 112 to 1770 and encodes 552 amino acids. The transcript is spliced from 12 exons. Gene Ontology annotation, cellular component: GPI-anchor transamidase complex.